GCUUGAAUGCUAAAUUAUGGCCAACUGGGACUCGAUGGAACCGUUACUCACCGGUUCUUUCAGUUUUGUCCGGUUUUGGUGGGCAAAAAAAGGAAAAGGCGGGGGCUUUUUCAGCAAACCCGGCGUGCACGUUGCUCCUGCGUGCAUCGCGAAUGCUCUGGCUUGCAGAGAGAGAAGCAUCAUGCUCUCUGUGACAAACCUAAACGAGCACGUCGUGACCGCCCUCGGUCGAUCCACCCACAUCAACCACCUCAAGCAGCUCCAAGCCUUCCUCGUCACCCUCGGCCAUGCCCGCACCCAGUUCUUGGUCUUCAAGCUCGUCCGCUUCUGCACCCUCGACCUCGCCGACCUCGGCUACGCUCGCCGCAUCUUCGACCACCUCCGCUCCCCGAACAUCUACCUCUGGACCGCCAUGGUCACCGCGUACGCCGCUCGCCCGGACCACGCGCCGGAAGCGCUCGCCCUGUACCGCGACAUGGUCCGCCGCGGGCUUCCUCGGCCCAACCAGUUCAUAUACCCCCACGUCCUGAAAUCGUGCCCCGAGCUCUCGGAGUCUCUGGGCACGAAGCUGGUGCAUACCCAGGUCUUGAAAUCGGGGUUCGGGGGAUACCCAGUUGUGCAAACGGCGCUUGUGGACGCGUACGCGAGGUCUUGUUGUGACCUUGGGACUGCGCGACAGUUGUUUGAUGAGAUGUCUGAGAAAAGCGUUGUUUCGUGGACGGCUAUGAUCUCGGGUUACACGAGACUUGGGCAGAUUGAAAAUGCCUUGUUACUAUUUGAUAAUAUGCCGGAGAGAGAUGUUCCGUCUUGGAAUGCUCUUAUUGCUGGCUGCACACAGAAUGGUCUCUUUUCCGAGGCAAUGUCCAUCUUAAGGAGAAUGAUAAACUUCUCCGUAGAUACACAAUAUAAAGAGAAUAGGCCUAAUCAUGUAACAAUCGUGUGUGCACUCUCUGCAUGUGGCCACACUGGCACGCUUCAACUUGGUAAAGGUAUUCAUGGCUAUGUAUAUAGAACUGGCUUAGGUCCAGAUUCAUUUAUCUCAAAUUCUCUCGUGGACAUGUAUGGCAAAUGUGGGAGCUUAAAGGAGGCCAGACGAAUAUUUGAAACGACUGCUAAGAGGAGCUUGACAUCGUGGAAUUCCAUGAUUAAUUGUCUUGCCCUUCAUGGCCAAACUGAGAGCGCAAUUUGUGUAUAUGAGGAGAUGAUGCGGUCCGGAGAUGAUGUAAUCCCAGAUGAGGUUACUUUUAUUGGCUUGUUGAAUGCUUGUACUCAUGGAGGGUUGGUUGAAAGAGGACGUGCUUAUUUCAAUAUGAUGACCAGGAAUUAUGGCAUUGAACCUAGGAUCGAGCACUAUGGAUGCUUAAUUGAUCUCCUUGGCCGAGCUGGUAGGUUUGAUGAAGCUUUACAAGUUGUCAGGGAAAUGAAGAUGCACCCUGAUGAGGUUGUGUGGGGUUCUUUGCUUAAUGGAUGCAAAAUACAUGGACGCACAGAUUUGGCCGAAUUCGCAUUGGAAAAGCUUAUUGAAUUAGACCCAAAUAAUGGUGGUUAUGGUGCAAUGUUGGCGAAUUUGUAUGUAGAGCUUGGGAAGUGGGAUGAGGUCCGCCGGGUCAGAAAGAUGCUAAAGGAGCAGGAUGCAUAUAAGACUCCUGGUUGCAGUUGGGUUGAGGUCAACAGCCAGCUCCAUCAGUUUUAUUCUGUUGACUUAUCACAUCCACAGACGGUGGAUAUACACAAUGUCCUGGAGAGUCUGUUUUCUGUGGGGAGCAAGUACAAGACCCCAGGAACGGUGAGUAGCUGUCUUGAGAUUGAACACAGUUUCAACUGGAAUGUGUUUCUGUCGCUUUUAGAGUGAUACAGCUCUGGAUAAGCAGAUGCAGCUAGGGUUGAAAGCUAAUUAAACCUCAUUCACUGAUUGUUUCUGGGAGGAAAGGAGUGGCAAUAGCAAACUAUGGUUUAUUUGGAUGCUCAGUGGAAAAUCUCAAGUCAUCAAAGGAAGACGUAUCGGAAAAUAUUGACGCCAAGUGGCUUUCUUGGCUGGAACUGGAAACCAUUUGUUUUAGUAUGAUCCAGCUUCAGCCCAAUAACUUUCGUUUCAACAUCUCAUUGAGAAAUUUCUUAUGCUACCCUAUGAACUUGGCUGUUCAGCAACCCCCAUUUCACCUGCUUAGUGGCAACAUAAGAAAUCUUCUUACAAAUUUGUUGAUGGCGGUUAAGGCAAUUGUUAUAGCAGGAGCUUCAUAGUUUGUCAAUUAGCCUCGAUGAUGUUGACAAAGAGGCUUUUAUGGGGAAACAAGUACCUUUGGAUAUCCAUUUGCAAGACGCUGUAAUGAAGUUCCCAUUUCCAAGUGUGGCUUGGCUGACUAAUUUAAGAAGGCUCUGUAUUGAAGACGGCUAUGGAAAUCUAUGCUUGAGAAGAUAGGUUUGUGUAAAACAGAGAGAUUUUUCAGAUGUAGAAUGGUUACCCCAGAGCAUCGACAGGACAUGGAGUAUGUUUGUUGUGGCACCUUUUCAGCGCAAGAUGCUCGAGAUUUACCCAACAUUUCUUUUUGGUGCAGAACAGAAAAGCAUUUUCUUCCUCUACUUUAGCCUCCCGAAACCCAGGUCUGGAUCACUCUUUCCAUAGCCUCAAGUAAGGAGAGCAAUACUGGCUCUUUCCUUUUUCACUUGUGGAUUGGAAAGAAGGGAUGGGAUUUGAAUUGAUGUAAGAAAUUUUGGUUGUGCUCGAUAUGCCAUGGAAAGGUAACGAAA
Molecule: messenger RNA, 2748 nt
Organism: Syzygium oleosum
Lineage: Eukaryota; Viridiplantae; Streptophyta; Magnoliopsida; Myrtales; Myrtaceae
Product: pentatricopeptide repeat-containing protein At1g33350-like
Exons: 4
Coding region: 17-1852 (611 amino acids)
Biological process (GO): RNA modification
Molecular function (GO): RNA binding; protein binding
Source: RefSeq, a predicted model, not a curated record